Messenger RNA from Saprolegnia parasitica CBS 223.65, 346 nucleotides. RefSeq lists its product as hypothetical. The record is from RefSeq and is a predicted model, not a curated record. Lineage: Eukaryota; Oomycota; Saprolegniomycetes; Saprolegniales; Saprolegniaceae. The coding region runs from base 1 to 312 and encodes 103 amino acids. The transcript is spliced from 2 exons.
AUGGCCAAGGACCCAGAGUGGAUGCUCGUGACGCCGACCUCGUCGCCGCUCGAUGCGGUCGUCGAUGCCAUGAUUCUCUCCAAAGGACCCAACGUGCACCAGCUACAGACGCGGCUGCACGACGCCGUCGCUAGUCAAGUGACCGCGAUCUUGAACGAGUUGCGCGAGCCAAGCGCCACCGCCUUUGACGGGCGGGUGCACCGAGCCCACGACAACGUCUUGCGGCUCGACAGCGUCUCCAACGACGAUCCAGACGACGGCGAUAGCAACGUGCUGUGGACGUGCGCGCCUCUUUCAUACGUGAAUGAAUGACUCAAACAGGGAUAGCGAUGGUUUUAACGACGAC